Molecule: messenger RNA, 993 nt
Organism: Scomber japonicus (chub mackerel)
Lineage: Eukaryota; Metazoa; Chordata; Actinopteri; Scombriformes; Scombridae
Product: inaD-like protein
Exons: 8
Molecular function (GO): protein binding
Source: RefSeq, a predicted model, not a curated record
AUGACUGACAGCUGGCACGUCAGCAAAUCCGUCUCCAUGACAACCGAGGAAACUCAAUGUGCUGCUGAUGAUGAUGAAAGCAGUGUGAAGUGGCUGAAAGCUGCAGUCGUGGAGAGGGAGUCGUUUCGUGUGUCACUGCGUAGAUCGCUGGACGUCAAGAGUCGCUCGUCUACGCUCGGCUCCUCCACGAAGCUCGAUCAGGCGUACCUGUACCUGAACGCAGCACAGCUAAGCAGAGCUACAGAUGCAGAACUGAGAGCCAAAUGGGAGCAAGCUCUGGGACCAAACUACCAAGUCCUGGUGGUGGAGUUGGAUCCUUUUAUUGAAGACGAUGCAGAGCUGCAGAAAUCCUCCAAGCUACUUCCUGUCCACACCGUGCGUCUCGGCGUGGAGCUGGACUCCUUCGACGGUCAUCACUACAUUUCCUCGGUGGUUCCUGGAGGACCGGUCGACAAACACGGAGCCUUGAGACCAGAGGACGAGCUGCUGGAGGUAAAUGAUGUUCAGCUGUACGGGAAGUCUCGGCGGGAAGUCGUGUCCUUCCUGAAGGAAGUGCCUCCUCCUUUCACUCUGGUCUGCUGCCGACUCCCGACCUCGGACCUGGAACCAGAACUGGAGUCUGAACCCGAAUCCGACCGCGAGUUAGGACCAGAACCAGGACCAGGACUGGGACCAGGACCCGUACUGGUGCUAGGACCGGGACCAGCAAGACAAGCAGAAACCAGCACAGAAGAGAUCGAGUUGAAACUGUCUUCUCUGCUCUGCGGUUCUUCCAGCACUGAGCAACAGCAGCAGCCGGUCAGACAGGAGGAGCUGUCCCCUGUAGAGGAGGUGCUGAAGGAGGAGCACAUCCAACUCAACCAGGAGGAGGAGGAAGAUGAGGAGGAAGAGGAAGAUGAAGGGGAGCUGGCGUUGUGGUCUCCGGAUGUUCAGGUGUUGGAGCUGCAGAAGGAGAGAGACAAAGGCCUGGGCUUCAGCAUCCUCGACUACCAG